Messenger RNA from Coccinella septempunctata (seven-spotted ladybird), 1070 nucleotides. RefSeq lists its product as uncharacterized. The coding region runs from base 129 to 887 and encodes 252 amino acids. The transcript is spliced from 2 exons. The record is from RefSeq and is a predicted model, not a curated record. Lineage: Eukaryota; Metazoa; Arthropoda; Insecta; Coleoptera; Coccinellidae.
CAACUAGAGUUUUCACUAAUAUUAAUGGCCAAACUUCUAGCUCAAAAGUUGAUUAUAUUCUGACCAAUGUUGAUUUACGAAAGUGCAAGACAUCUGUUUUUGAGGCCUUUCUUGGUGAUCAUAGAGUGAUGUCACUAGUUUACUCUCGCUGCUUAGAUUUAGAUUCUAAUGAUGACAGGCCAAAAUACAAGACUGUUCGGAUAUUUUCUGAUCAUAGCUUGAGUGUUUUCAGAUCAAAUUUUCUCGAUAUGGAUUUCGACGAACUAUAUGAUUGCGUUGAUGUAAAUGAGUGCUUUCGAAUAUUUUUAGAUAAAGUCCAAUCUCUAAUGAGAGAGUGUUUUCCUUUCAGAAAGAUAGCAUGUCGAGGAAAUGUUGAUAAACGAUGGAUCACUGAUGAGAUCAAAAUGGCUAGCGUAAGAUUGAAAGAUAUAUUCUGGUUACAUGCUAAUAUCAGAUCGUCUGAUUCACUCGAAAUGUACAGGAGAGCCAAAGUAGAUUAUAAUUUGUUGCUUCGUAGAAGCAAAUGUCAAUACUAUAGCGGAUAUAUAAGUGAGUUCAAUAAUAAACAUAAAGCAAUUUGGAACAUUGUCAAUUAUGAGACUGGUCGUAAGUUCAGGGGUGGAUCUGGUAUCAUUCUUAACUUGGAGGGUUCCCUCUGUUCUGAACCAAAAUUGAUAGCUGAAGCUUUCGGAGAUUACUUCUCUAACCUUCCUAGCUCUCGGCUGUAUGAUCAUUAUGGUAGCUCUGUUUCAACAGAGUGUACAACAUGCCCCAUGUCACCGAACACCUUUUAUUUCUACCCAGUUCUCGCAUUAGAAGUCUCGGACGUAAUACGGGGAAUGAAAAAUAAGAAGAGUACUGGAAAUGAUUACAUAUCCAGCUGUUAAGUCUUCUAUAGAAUUCUUUUCCGAGCAUAUUGCCCAUCUUAUCAACCUGUCAGUUGCAAACGGUACCUUUCCAUCCCUUCUAAAAACUGCAGUAGUUAUCCCGGUAUUGAAAAAGAAAGCCGACGUUCAUAAUAUUACUAACUAUCGACCGAUAUCUUUGUUGAGUGUAAUCUCCAAGGUUAU